AUUUUUGUUUAUUUCCUACUAUUUCAUAAUUUUAUGUAGAAACAUGUUAUAAUUUUAAAUGAACACAUUUUAUAAAUAUAAUCCAGUGUUGAAAACCAAAAAUGUUUCGAAAAAUAAUAGUUGGAAUAUCUGGUGGAGUUGACAGUGCGGUAUGUGCACAUUUACUUAAAGAAAAAGGAUUUUCUGUGUUGGGAGUAUUUAUGCGUAAUUGGGAUGAAUUAGACGAGACUGGACGUUGUUCUGGAGAAAAGGAUCUAGCCGAUGCAAACUAUGUUUGCAAUAAGAUUGGUAUCGACCUAAUUGAAGUCAAUUUUGUAAAGGAGUACUGGAACAACGUAUUCACGAAUUUUCUUGAAGAUUAUCAAAAUGGCCUGACCCCUAAUCCAGACAUAUUGUGCAACAGGCAUAUCAAAUUUGAUCACUUCUAUAAAUAUGCAUUGGAAAAACUAGAAUUCGAUGCUAUUGCAAUGGGUCAUUAUGCUAGAACAUCUUUUGGUCCAUACUUGGAAAAUUAUAAACCAAAUAAAGAUGUUCAUCUUCUUCAAGCCAAAGAUUCAUUUAAAGAUCAAACAUUUUUCUUAUCGAACAUAAGACAAAAAGCCCUUCGAAAAACAAUGUUUCCAAUAGGAGAAUAUACGAAAGGUGAAAUAAAAAGUAUUGCGAAAAACAUUGGACUUCAUAGAGUUGCUUUAAAGAAAGAAAGCACCGGGAUUUGUUUUAUUGGCAAUAGGAAUUUUAAGGAUUUUAUAAAAGAGUACAUUCAUUCUAAACCUGGUGACUUCAUCGACAUAGACACAGGCAAAGUAGUUGGACAUCAUGAGGGUUUUCACCAGUGGACAGUUGGACAGCGCUGUCGAUUGCAUUCUUAUCUCAAACCGUAUUUUGUUGCCGCCAAAGAUGAAUUAACAAAUUCCAUUCUAGUUGCAUAUGGCACCGAUCAUCCCGCCCUCUAUUCAAAUUUAGUUUACACACAGAAUCCUUCAUGGAUUUCCUCAGACCCUUUAAAGGAUCGCAACCAGUUCAGAUGUCAAUUCCGAUUUCAACAUACUAAACCUUUAGUAGAUUGUACAGUGGAAAAGCUAAACGAUGGUGGUCUGCAAGUCAGCUUAGAUAAACCGCUACGCGCUUUAACACCAGGUCAAUAUGGUGUCCUGUAUUUAGGAACCGAAUGCUUAGGCUGUGCCAGAAUUAUGACAUCGGAACAGAUGAAAAAUAAUUUCAAACAGUUUGCAUCGAUGCAAAUAUAAAGAAA
Eupeodes corollae is the source of this 1252-nucleotide messenger RNA. Its product is annotated as mitochondrial tRNA-specific 2-thiouridylase 1. Gene Ontology annotation, molecular function: sulfurtransferase activity. The record is from RefSeq and is a predicted model, not a curated record. Gene Ontology annotation, cellular component: mitochondrion. Lineage: Eukaryota; Metazoa; Arthropoda; Insecta; Diptera; Syrphidae. Gene Ontology annotation, biological process: tRNA wobble position uridine thiolation. The transcript is spliced from 5 exons. The coding region runs from base 102 to 1247 and encodes 381 amino acids.